Pieris rapae (cabbage white) is the source of this 1500-nucleotide messenger RNA. RefSeq names its product solute carrier family 22 member 8-like. Gene Ontology annotation, molecular function: transmembrane transporter activity. Bases 1 to 1500 code for a protein of 499 amino acids. Gene Ontology annotation, biological process: transmembrane transport. The transcript is spliced from 3 exons. The record is from RefSeq and is a predicted model, not a curated record. NCBI's taxonomy places the organism in Eukaryota, Metazoa, Arthropoda, Insecta, Lepidoptera, Pieridae. Gene Ontology annotation, cellular component: membrane.
AUGGUUAAAAAGCAUCCAAAAUUUCACAAUCCAAUCGAAAAACAAUUUAAUGAGAUCACACGCUACCAUUACUUCUUAUUUCUUCUAUUAUUUUCAAGUAAGAUACCAAUCUUCUGGCAUGUAUUGAACCUUAUUUUCUUAUCCCCACCAAUUGAUUUCACAUGCAAUGGGAAUGUGAGCAAGAAUUUAUGCCCGUGCCGAGAGCCUUUGUGGGACAGGAGCGUAUUUCAAGAGACGAUGCAAACGAAAUUUGGAAUUCACUGUGAAAAUUCUUGGUGGAUAAGUUUCUCGCAUAGUAUGAAUUUUGUUGGUCUUCUAAUUGGAGCAUUGGUUUUUGGAUUUUUGUCUGACAGAUUCGGACGACUUUCAAUGUUCAAUAUCUCCUGUUUAAUAUUAGCAGUAUCGGGGUGUCUUCUAAGCUUUAUGCCAACGAUCGAAGUUUUCUCAUUCAUGCGUAGCUUGGAAGGGAUUGGUUGUGGUGGAGCAAUCAUAACCGCAUUUGUCCUAUGCAUAGAAUACUGCAACCUAACACAUAGAGAAGUCAUUACCGCAUUAUUUCACAUCCCGUCAAACAUCAGCCACAUAACGUUAUCUGGAAUUUCUUAUAUCUUCCGUGAUUUUGACGAUUUUCAACUGGCCAUAUCCAUACCCGUCUUCUUUUUCUUGUGUUCUUGGUGGUUGAUAAUGGAAUCACCGAAAUGGUUGAUGGACAACUAUAAGGUGGAUCGAGCGGUGGCUGUUAUGGAAAAAAUCGGGAAAAUAAAUGGAAGACCCUGUGAGAAUGUACGAGAAGAGAUGGAGCAAUAUUUAUCGCAUCACAGUGAUGCAGCUAAAACGCAAAUAAAGUUCUGGCAUAUAUUUAAGCACAAACAGUUAUCUUUAAAUCUUGGCUGUAUGUCUGUCGUAUAUUUUCUCUGCGGUAUGGGGUACUAUGGAGUGUCACAAUACAUUGGUAAAAUGAGUGGUGAUAUUCACAUAAACGUUGCAAUAUCUGGAAUGUUAUUACUACCUGGUACAUUAUCCUCAAUAUUUCUAUUACAUUGGUUAAAUAGACGAACAUUUUUAAUGAUAACAAUAUUCCUCUCAGGAUUUUUUAUGAUUCUAGUUGUAUGUGUUCCGUUAAAGCUACACAUUUUAAGAGUUAUUUUAGCUUGUAUUUGUAACUGUUUCUUCUUUACAUCAUUCAUAAUUGUUUUUCUGUAUGGUGUUGAGCUUUUUCCAACAUCAAUAAGGAACUCUGUGCUUGGUUUUUUAUCUGUUUUGUCAAGAAUUGGACAGAUAUCAGCUCCAUUGAUAAAUUCAUUACCAGAGACAGCAUCAGGACUUGUAUUUGGUGGGCUUGCUUUAAUUGGUACUGUACUGUGUUAUUUUUUACCCGAAACAAAGGAUUCGGAACUACCGUCAUCAUUGGAUGACACAAAGAUUUUAACCAGGCAAAGAAUUAGUUUGGUUGAAGAUGAUUCAUCUACUACAAAUGUACCGUUGGCAAUUAUUGAUUAA